This is a messenger RNA of Bipolaris oryzae ATCC 44560, 1569 nucleotides long. RefSeq lists its product as uncharacterized. The record is from RefSeq and is a predicted model, not a curated record. NCBI's taxonomy places the organism in Eukaryota, Fungi, Ascomycota, Dothideomycetes, Pleosporales, Pleosporaceae. The transcript has 5 exons. Bases 1 to 1569 code for a protein of 522 amino acids.
AUGGAGGCAUUUCAGCUGGAGAUGAUACGUCGUUUGAUAGGCAUGCUGGCUGGGUACUUCGAUACGCCUGAUCAGGUAGUCUCGGCUGUACAGGCCGCGCUUGGAGAACAAGCCGAGACUCGAGAUGACGAGGAAACUACGGACUCUAGCAAUACUAUCGUUGAGCAAUCUCGUUCACCGAAGAAAAAGACGCGCAGUCAUAGUAGUGAGCUCCAAGAGGCUACGCUGUCACGCGGUUACGAUAACAACUUGGACGGCGUUUUGGUGGAUGUGGAACGCCCAACAAUCCGAACAGAAAAUACCGUCUCCAAUUCCAAUACGAUUUCUCAAAGGAAGAAGGAUAGGAAGAUUUCAUCCACAUGGGAUUGGAAUAUCAAACCGGAUCAGGUUACUGAUGAAGCUAGUAUAAGACAUGCCUUCCCGCGUACGGCCGAUCUAUUCGCAUAUCAUGUUUUGCCCGCUACCCAACACAGGCUAGGAUUGAGAGCGUCGAGAAAGGAGAUAAGGCUUAACAUGCAGUCCUUACUGGGCAGCAUCGCUCAAGAAGAAUUCAACGGGUGGGUUGAAAGUUUGGAUAAGCUACUCAAAGGCGACCGCGGAAUGUUAGCCCGACCGAAUAUUUCCCUGGUCAACGAUAGCCAACUAUCCCCUAUGACACCAGCUCCAAGCCGGUCGAAGCUGGGCAUCAGAAAUAACGACAUGCCCUUGCGUAAGAACACCAUCAUCAAAUUCGAGGAUGCUGAGGGUUCUGGUGGAAUACUACCGGAUACCCAGGAAACGUUAGCUACCGUAGUCAGGCGGAAUUUCUCCACAGAGGAUCGUGAUCUCGGAUCAGCAGUCCUAGGUAUAGAGGCUGAUUCCGAAAUACACACUAGCCGCUCUCAGGGCAAUGAUAGUAUUGACAGUUCUUUUGGUAUGCCCGUGUUGCAGUUGUUGUGGGGAACAUAUUCCUUGACGCCAAAUAUGUGUGUCAACGACCACUUGGAGAUCACCGAGACGAUAAUGAACAAUCUCCAACGCCGAGUUCCAGCUGAGGCAAUUGCAAGCGGCCUUGGCGGUCAAAGUAAGACACGUACAAAGGAUGAGCUUCGGAGUAGUAUUGUUCUAGCUUUCCCCAAACCUGGACAAUUUAUCAACUUUAUGAGAAUAAAGAAGGAUAUCGAAGGUUCAUUGGUGGAACAGGUGAUUGCGGAGCCGCAGGCUUUUCCCGAGCUAAAGUCUAUGCCUUUUGUAUUCGCUCAUAUACUACCGCAUAUAAGAGUGGCGAUCGAAUCGCUCUUUGGCUCCUGGUCUGCUGUAUCUGCAUUAAGUGGGGUUCAGUUGUGGGGAAGUAUCCUUGAAGCUCUGAAGCAGCGAGGCCUCUCCGAAGCGUCAGUUGGUGCGGCAAAUAUCGACUGCUUGCAGAUUGAUAGUCUUUGCAAUAACUGCAAGUUUCCAGAGGUCACACGGCGCGCACUUCUCGAACGUAUCUUCCGUCGUUUAGUCUUUUUACACAAAGACAAAUUUUCUGAGUUGAAGGCAACACCGGUUGUCAAGGUGUGGGAACGAAAGACUGGCCUGGUGUGGUGA